GCAGUGGGCUCCUGGGGAGCCACUGGGGAGGGGGUUGGCAGCCACGUUGUCACAGAGGGAACACCUGCAGACAUAAAUAGGCAGACAGCGAAGGCAGCAGAGCACAACCCACAAAGCAGCACCGCACGCUGUGCCCACCUGCGCCAGGAUGCCCGACACCGUGCUGCCUGCCUGCUUCUUCAGCCUGCUGGCCUUCACGUCUGCUUGCUACUUCCAGAACUGCCCGAGGGGUGGCAAGAGGGCCAUGUCUGACCUGGAGCUGAGACAGUGCCUCCCCUGCGGCCCCGGGGGCAAAGGGCGCUGCUUCGGGCCCAGCAUCUGCUGCGGGGACGAGCUGGGCUGCUUCGUGGGCACGGCCGAGGCGCUGCGCUGCCAGGAGGAGAACUACCUGCCGUCGCCCUGCCAGUCGGGCCAGAAGCCUUGCGGGAGCGGGGGCCGCUGCGCCGCCUCCGGCAUCUGCUGCAACGACGAGAGCUGCGUGACGGAGCCCGAGUGCCGGGAGGGCGUGGGUUUCCAACGCCGCGCCCGAGGCAGCGACCGGAGCAACGCGACCCUGCUGGACCCACCGACCGAGGCCUUGCUGCUGCGGCUGGUGCAGCUGGCGGGGGCGCCCGAGCCCGCCGCGCCCGGCGUCUACUGAGCCCCGCUCCGCCCCACCCCGCCCUCGCAGCAGGAAAAAAUAAAUCUUUUAAAAUGCA
Molecule: messenger RNA, 698 nt
Organism: Rhinolophus ferrumequinum (greater horseshoe bat)
Lineage: Eukaryota; Metazoa; Chordata; Mammalia; Chiroptera; Rhinolophidae
Gene: AVP
Product: arginine vasopressin
Exons: 3
Coding region: 149-640 (163 amino acids)
Cellular component (GO): secretory granule; extracellular region
Molecular function (GO): neurohypophyseal hormone activity
Source: RefSeq, a predicted model, not a curated record